AAACUUUGUUUCAUAUUUUGAUACAUUAUUUUUUAAGGAAUUUUAUUAAAAAACGUUGCAAUGGGGAAAGCGUGUUCCAAAUUUAUGAAGAAAUAUAUUUUAUGCUUAUGCAUCCAAGCUGAAGAAUCUGAAAAGGAAGAACUGAUUGAUGAUGAAAACGUGGAGGACCUCGUUGAUGAAGGAGAAAUGGCACAGGAAAGAACGGAGAGUCCAAAAGUAGCAGAAACUGCGAAAGUAGCAGAAACUCCAACGGUAUCAGAACCUUCAAAAGUAGAAGACACUUCAAGAGAGACAUUAAUUCCAAAAAGAGUAGAAAGUCCUACGGAGAGUCUACUACAGAAACUAUGGGGAGUUAGUAGAGAAUCAAUUCGGGAUGGAGAGUUCAAAGACAUAUUUGAGUUGUUCGACUAUUAUUCAGCAUUUGCAGGAGAUGUAAAAGGAGAGAUAAGUUUGAGAUCCGUAGAAAAGUGGUUUGAUCAAGCAGGAUUGUUCAGUCAUACUAAAAUUCAAAAAGACGACACGGCUAUUAUUUAUGCGAAAACUACUAGUCCAGGUCACAAAAUGUCCGAGAAAGAAUUUGUUGAAAUGCUUCGAAUGUUGGCCAGGGAAAAAGACAUAUCUUUAUCAGAUAUCAAAGGAAGAUUGAUUGCUGCAGGGAAACCAAAAGUUUCGGGAAUCAUUGCAGGGGUAUCUGCGGAAACUGUUGACAAACUGACGAAUCCUGCCUUAUUCAAAUCUCCUCCAAAGGAAUGAUACGAAGAAGUGAAGCAAAUAUCAAGAGAAGCAGCAAAAUGAUGGGUGUAAAAAUGUGUUACUAUUAUCAAAUUGUUAUUAAGUGAAAACUUUUAUUUUAUUAUAAUAAUGAUUAUUUCAAAUAAAUUCCUAAG
Messenger RNA from Parasteatoda tepidariorum (common house spider), 887 nucleotides. Its product is annotated as tubulin polymerization-promoting protein homolog. The record is from RefSeq and is a predicted model, not a curated record. Gene Ontology annotation, biological process: microtubule polymerization. NCBI's taxonomy places the organism in Eukaryota, Metazoa, Arthropoda, Arachnida, Araneae, Theridiidae. Gene Ontology annotation, molecular function: tubulin binding.